CGGAGCUCCGGAGCGGGAACGGGGAGACUGGGUUGCGUGCUGCUGGGAGACCCCCGAGGUCCCCCAGACCUGAGCGGGGGGCAAGCGGGGCCCUGAGAAUGCCCUUCGGCUGCGGGGUGCGCUCCCAGGCUGCGGGAGACCCGCGUCCAGCCGGCUUGGGAGCGAAGAGCCUAGCCCAGUCCCGGGGCUGGGGAGUCCCCUGGUCCACCGCCGAAGUCCCCGCGCCGUCCCGGGUCCCGACAGGAAAGUAUGCCUCAGACUCCUCCCUUUUCAGCAAUGUUUGACAGCAGUGGUUACAACCGAAACCUCUAUCAGUCUGCAGAGGACAGCUGUGGAGGGCUGUAUUACCAUGACAACAAUCUCCUUUCUGGGUCUCUGGAAGCUCUUAUCCAGCACUUAGUACCUAAUGUGGAUUACUAUCCAGAUAGGACAUACAUAUUUACCUUCCUACUCAGUUCCCGGUUAUUUAUGCAUCCUUAUGAGCUCAUGGCCAAAGUUUGCCACUUAUGCAUUGAGCACCAGAGGCUAAGUGACCCUGAUAGUGAUAAGAACCAGAUGAGAAAAAUUGCACCCAAAAUUCUUCAACUCUUGACAGAAUGGACUGAAACAUUUCCUUAUGAUUUUCGGGAUGAAAGGAUGAUGAGGAACUUAAAAGAUCUGGCUCACAGAAUAGCUAGUGGCGAGGAGCAGACUUACCGCAAGAAUGUCCAGCAGAUGAUACAGUGUCUGAUCCGAAAGCUCACCACACUCAGCCAGUAUGAAGAAGUUUUAGCCAAAAUCAGCUCCACCUCCACAGAUCGGCUCACCGUGCUUAAAACCAAGCCACAGUCCAUCCAGAGGGAUAUCAUCACGGUCUGCAGCGACCCUUACACGUUGGCCCAGCAGCUGACUCACAUAGAGCUGGAGAGGCUCAAUUAUAUUGGGCCAGAAGAAUUUGUUCAGGCAUUUGUGCAGAAGGAUCCUUUAGACAAUGACAAGAGCUGCUACACUGAGCGGAAGAAAACACGAAACUUAGAAGCUUAUGUGGAAUGGUUCAAUCGCCUAAGCUACUUGGUUGCUACAGAAAUCUGCAUGCCUGUGAAGAAGAAACACCGAGCAAGAAUGAUAGAGUAUUUCAUUGAUGUUGCUCGAGAGUGUUUCAAUAUUGGCAACUUUAAUUCCUUGAUGGCAAUAAUCUCUGGCAUGAAUAUGAGCCCAGUGUCUCGACUAAAAAAAACCUGGGCCAAAGUGAAGACUGCAAAGUUUGACGUUCUUGAGCAUCAGAUGGACCCUUCAAGCAAUUUCUAUAAUUAUCGAACAGCUCUUCGUGGGGCAGCACAAAGGUCUUUAACUGCUCAUAGUAGCAGAGAGAAGAUUGUGAUACCAUUCUUCAGUCUCCUAAUCAAAGAUAUUUAUUUCCUCAACGAGGGCUGUGCCAACCGCCUUCCAAAUGGCCAUGUCAAUUUUGAGAAAUUUUGGGAACUGGCCAAGCAAGUGAGUGAAUUUAUGACAUGGAAACAAGUGGAGUGCCCAUUUGAGAGGGACCGGAAGAUCUUGCAGUACCUGCUUACAGUUCCUGUCUUCAGCGAAGAUGCUCUCUACUUGGCUUCUUAUGAGAGUGAAGGACCUGAAAAUCACACAGAAAAAGACAGGUGGAAGUCUUUAAGAUCCAGCCUGUUGGGCAGAGUUUAACAUACAGAAGCUGCUUGUUGCUGUUGCUGCUGCAUGGUACAGACUGCAAAGAGGCUGGCCUUUGUUUUCUGGCAUCUCAUAUUAAGACCGGUCAUGAAGACCCCUCCAUCCUGGGAGAUCUCCCAUCAACAAAGCAAGCAAGUCCACUGCAGAGCAGAUGGGAAACUCAUUUCCCACAGCUGAUAGAUUGACUCAAGAUUCUGUGAGACUGAAAUGUUCACUGAAGACGCUUGAGAAAGACUCCUCUAAAGAUCCUGGCUCUGACAUGAUUCAUCCUCUGGAAUUUCCAAGUGAAUCACAGCUCUGCACCUGGAUGGAGUUUUCUUUUGUGCGUGCGUGCAUUGUUUGUUUGGUUGAACAUUUGCUGCUAAUGGGACUUACCCCACUGAGCACCAGCUCUUAGGAAGCCCAUGUUUCUUUGUUAAUUUAAAUGACAAAAAAGGAGAGGAGGGUGGGGAACACCCCCUCAGUUUAGAUCCCAGACCUCAGCUCUAGCAGUAUUGCCAGGCAGGGGGAAGACUGGUUUGAUGCCAGCCGUGGACUUUACUUCCUUUAGUGUGUGUUGUGUUGUAAAUUUCUCUCCUCCCUCUUCCUACAAAGUUUUGAGUUGGCUGCUGGUUAGCAAACUCCUUUUUACCUAUAUAAGUUAUUUAAUAUAAGAAUGAAGCUUAACACUGUGGUAGGAAAAUAGCCACUAGGAAGAACAAAAAAAAAAAGCAGAGUUUGUCAUUGUUGGACUGCUUACCAAGCUAGAAGGACCUUUGGCUCUCUUUGUCUGUCUGGAGCUGUUUACAAC
Messenger RNA from Perognathus longimembris pacificus (Pacific pocket mouse), 2467 nucleotides. RefSeq names its product RasGEF domain family member 1B (gene Rasgef1b). Gene Ontology annotation, cellular component: plasma membrane. Lineage: Eukaryota; Metazoa; Chordata; Mammalia; Rodentia; Heteromyidae. Gene Ontology annotation, biological process: Ras protein signal transduction; positive regulation of GTPase activity. The transcript has 14 exons. The coding region runs from base 250 to 1671 and encodes 473 amino acids. The record is from RefSeq and is a predicted model, not a curated record. Gene Ontology annotation, molecular function: guanyl-nucleotide exchange factor activity.